Messenger RNA from Aspergillus clavatus NRRL 1, 2556 nucleotides. RefSeq names its product putative phospholipase PldA (gene pldA). Lineage: Eukaryota; Fungi; Ascomycota; Eurotiomycetes; Eurotiales; Aspergillaceae. Gene Ontology annotation, molecular function: D-type glycerophospholipase activity. The record is from RefSeq and is a predicted model, not a curated record. The coding region runs from base 1 to 2556 and encodes 851 amino acids. Gene Ontology annotation, biological process: cell motility; phosphatidic acid biosynthetic process; intracellular signal transduction. The transcript is spliced from 7 exons.
AUGGAGAAGUUGAAGGAGAAAUUCGGGCACGAGAUGGUUCAUUUAGAGAGUGCGCUCAAGGACUCUCAUCUACACGAUGCCAAAGCCAAAGCGCAUCACCUCAAGCACAAGGUUGGAAAGUUCUUCAACAUCGUCAAUCCGAACCACCGCCAUGACGAGGAGCACGAGCAAGAAACAGACAGAAAGAGAACUGCGAUCGCUGAAUCUCAUCGAUUCGAAUCGUUUGCCCCGAUCCGUGAAGGUAACAGGGUGAAGUGGUACGUUGACGCUCUCGACUAUAUGUGGGCCGUCUCUAUCGCACUGGAAGAGGCCAAGGAGGUGAUCUAUAUCGAGGAUUGGUGGCUGUCCCCAGAACUGUUCCUGCGGAGACCUCCAUAUCAGGCACAAGAAUGGCGAUUGGAUCAGGUACUCAAGCGGCGGGCUGAAGCUGGUGUUAAGAUUUAUGUGAUAGUUUAUAAGGAGGUCAAUCAAGCUUUGACAUGUAAUUCAGCGCAUACGAAACAUGCGUUGCAGAGCCUUUGUCCUGAGGGAAGCCCUGGUCACGGAAAUAUCAAAGUCUUACGGCAUCCAGAUCACAACAUCUUCGAGAACGCAGCAGACAUGACAUUAUACUGGGCACACCACGAGAAAUUCAUCGUUGUUGACUACGCCCUGGCCUUCAUCGGCGGCAUCGAUCUCUGCUUUGGUCGCUGGGAUGCUCACCAACACCCCCUCGCCGACGUUCACCCAUCGAAUUUGAAAAACGAGAUUUUCCCAGGCCAAGAUUUUAACAAUAACCGCAUCAUGGAUUUCCAGAGCGUUGCGGAAUGGCAGUCAAACGAGGUCAGCAAAGCGGAGUUUGGUCGAAUGCCAUGGCACGAUGUUGCCAUGGGCUUGGUCGGCGAUUGCGUCUACGAUAUUGCAGAGCACUUUGUUCUCCGAUGGAACUUCAUCAAGCGGGAUAAGUACAAGCGCGACUACAGCGUUGAUUGGCUAAUCUUAGAAGGCCGCACCGACGAGCAUGAGGACCUUGUUGGCGUUCAACGACCGAAGUACCCUUGCGGCGAAUAUGUGCAGCAUCCCUUCACCCCAUUAGACACCAAACCACGUGGGAUGCAGGGUACCGUACAAGGACAGAUCGUUCGCAGCAGCGCGGACUGGAGUAGUGGAAUCUUGGUGGAGCAUAGCAUCCAAAAUGCGUACUGCGAAAUCAUUCGCAAUGCUCAACAUUUGGUGUACAUUGAGAACCAAUUUUUCAUCACUGCCACCGGAGAUCAGCAGAAACCCAUCAUUAAUACCAUCGGACGUGCUAUUGUUGAUGCAUGCGUUAGAGCUGGCAAAGAGGGACGAAAGUUCAGAGUGAUUAUCGUCAUCCCAGCCAUUCCAGGCUUUGCUGGAGACCUUCGAAAAAGCGCAGCUACCGGUACACGUGCAAUCAUGGAUUACCAGUAUAAGUCUAUUCUUCGCGGAGAGCAUUCGAUCUUCGGCCAAAUUUCUGCACAAGGAGUUGAUCCAAGGGAGCACAUAUUCCUCUUUAAUUUGCGGGCCUACGAUCGUAUUAACAAAACCCCUGCCCUCGAAGAACUCGAAAAUGAAGCAGGAGUGACCUACCACGACAUCCAGCGCGGUAUCGCCGAGGCGAUCAUGAGCGACAGUGUGCACCCAAUGAUCGGCACGGAAGGCGACAAGAAUGAAGUCAGUUAUGACAAUGCGGAGAAAGAGAAAGAAGAACGGAUCGCACGGUUGCGCAAAUACGAGGAGAGCCAGGGACAUCAUACCGCAGAGCAAUUCAAGAGCAAGGACACCGUCGCCCACUGCACCAUGCUGAACGGCGGCAAGAUGUCCGAUGAGCUCUGGGAAGGCGAGGAGGAGAAUGAAAAGGUAAACUUCGUCCAGGAGGAGCUCUACGUGCACGGCAAGGUGUGCAUCGUGGACGACCGGAUUGCCAUCUGUGGCAGUGCCAAUAUCAACGAUCGAUCACAACUUGGCUACCACGACAGCGAACUAGCCAUCGUCGUCGAAGACCAGGACUUGAUCGACAGCACGAUGGACGGGAAACCCUUCCGCGCCGGCCGUCUAGCCGCUACAUUACGACGACAGCUAUGGCGCGAACAUCUCGGUCUUCUCCCCGCACAAGAUUACGACGCAUCGCAGCAUCCCAACGCGCAGCCGCCCAACGUCUGCCUCAACGAGAUCCUCGAAGGUCCUGAGAACGAUUUUGUUGUAGACCCCCUCAACGACGAGCUCUGGAAGCUGUGGACAGAGCAGGCUACCACCAACACCGAGGUCUACCGGAUGCUCUUCCGCGCGGACCCAGACGACAACAUCCGCACGUUCGACGACUACGAUAACUUCCGCCCGCGCGGCAACAUCAAGGAGGGUCACCUGUUCGACCCGUACCAGCCCGUCAAGGAAGUUCGCGAGAAACUCGACCGCAUCAAAGGCCAUCUUGUCUGGAUGCCGCUGGACUUCCUGAAGGACGCGGAGAUGGCGGAGCCCGGGCUGGCUGUGAACCAGAUCACGGAGGUGAGUGCCCAGUCUGCUCCCUUGUUUCGAUCGGGUACUGGUACUGACUGA